Messenger RNA from Mercenaria mercenaria, 1458 nucleotides. RefSeq lists its product as uncharacterized. The record is from RefSeq and is a predicted model, not a curated record. The transcript has a single exon. Bases 1 to 1458 code for a protein of 485 amino acids. Lineage: Eukaryota; Metazoa; Mollusca; Bivalvia; Venerida; Veneridae.
AUGUUGUCUAAUAAACUAUCAGAUAGAGUUACUAAAUUGAAUGUUGGAAAUGAACGCAUAAUUGCACUAGAAUUAGGCUUUGGUCAGAAGUUAUGUCUUAUAAAUACUUAUAUGCCAACGAACAAACAGGAAUCGGAACCUGCUUAUCGCGAGUGUCUUGAUGUAUUGCAUGACAUUGUCAGUAGAUAUGAGCAAUCACACAACAUUAUCCUAUGUGGUGACCUGAAUGGAACUUUAUUGGAAAGAAGAAACAACAAACACGACAUUAUGCUAAAAGACUCUGUGAAAGAACAUAUGCUCUCAUGUGGAAAUAGUAAUCUAGAACCUACAUUUUACCACUUUAAUGGCUACGCCUCACAGAUCGAUUAUGUACUUUCAAAUUGUCCAGAACUCAUACAAAGUUAUUCCAUUUGCAAAAAGGACGCGGUUAACGUAUCCUCGCAUGUGCCAGUGACAGUUCUCCUGAAGUUGUCUGUUGAAUUAGUGGACACACAUUGUCACGCGGAAAGAAAGCAAAGUAAACCUAAAAAAGUGUAUGCAUGGAAUAAACUUGAUCAAGAUUCAUUUACCGAACAUAUUCUAUCAAACCUUAACAAUACGGAAAGGAGAGAUUCUGAUGACAUUGUUAAAAUAAUAACUACAUGCUUGAAAGCAGCAGCGGAUCAGGCAGUACCUUCAAAAACAUUGAAAUUUAAAGGGCCUAAACGCCCAGCCUCUAAAGAGACGCUGUCUUGUAUGAAAGCAGUGAAAGAAACUUAUAAGAAAUGGGAAGCUUCGGGUAAACCUUGCUAUGGGCAAUUAUUUCUGGAAAACAAAUUAGCUAAACGCGCAUUACGCAGUCAACAGCGCACCUUGGAAGCGGUGAAAAGAAAAUCGUUUUAUGACCCUCUUAUGGAAAACCCAACUAAUCAGAAAUGUUAUCAAUUUAUUAAAAGAAGUAGAUCGAAAACUGAAUCAGGGUCGGCUUGUAUCCAGGUGAAGGGAGUUAAAUAUGUUGACACUGAUCAGCAGAGACAAUGUUUUGCCCAGUGUUUUGAAGAUCUAGCAGUACCAAAAGACCAGAAUUAUGACAAUGUGUUUUUAGAAUUGUGUAAUGUACGCGUCGGAGAGACUGAAAAUAGAUAUCCGUGUGAUACAAAAACAGAUGUUCAGGUGACAGAGUCUGAAGUUGGCAUAGCUAUCGACCAGCUGAAUAAUGGAAAGGCUCUGGAUGAGUAUGGGCUCUCUGCGGAACAUUUUAAAGCAUCCAAACCCGUUAUUGUACCAGUGAUAACUGACUUAUUUAAUCAAAUUUUGGCGGAGAAAAAGGUGCCUGCCACUUUUAAAACCGGAAUUAUCACUCCAGUAUUGAAAAAGGGAAAAGAUUCAAAAUGUAUGGAAAACUACAGGGGAAUAACCGUAUCAUCUGUAUUUGGAAAACUCUUUGAAUAUACAGUACUGAAUAAAUUGAAGUUUUAA